Molecule: messenger RNA, 893 nt
Organism: Phycodurus eques (leafy seadragon)
Lineage: Eukaryota; Metazoa; Chordata; Actinopteri; Syngnathiformes; Syngnathidae
Gene: ssr2
Product: signal sequence receptor, beta
Exons: 6
Coding region: 36-593 (185 amino acids)
Cellular component (GO): membrane; endoplasmic reticulum
Source: RefSeq, a predicted model, not a curated record
UUUGCUCCUCUGCCCCAAAGAAGAAGCUACACACGAUGAUGAAGCUGCUGCACGUCUUUUUGGUCCUGGCGCUGCUGGCCCUGGGCUCUGGAGAGGAGGGCGCCCGUCUGCUGGCCUCCAAGUCCCUGCUCAACCGCUACCACGUGGAAGGCCGAGACCUGACCCUGCAGUACAACCUCUACAACGUGGGCUCCAGCGCUGCUCUGGAGGUGGAGCUGUCUGACGAUUCCUUCCCUCCCGAGGACUUUGGAAUCGUUUCGGGCAUGCUGAACGUGAAAUGGGACCGGAUUGCGCCAGCCAGCAACGUGUCCCACACCGUCGUGCUGCGCCCCUUGAAAGCCGGCUACUUCAACUUCACCUCAGCCUCCGUCAGCUACCUGGCUCAGGAAGGCGGACAAGUUGUGGUGGGCUACACCAGCGCCCCUGGGCAGGGCGGCAUCCUUGCUCAGAGGGAGUUCGACCGCCGCUUUUCCCCGCAUUAUCUGGACUGGGCCGCCUUUGGUGUGAUGACCCUCCCCUCCAUCGGCAUCCCGUUCAUGCUCUGGUACUCCAGCAAGAGGAAGUACGACUCUCCCAAGGCUAAGAAGAACUGAGGGGGCGGGGGGGGGAAAUUACUUUUUUUUUUUUUUUUUUUUUUUUUUUUUAAUAUAAAGGGUUUCAGACUGGAGGGUCUGUAAGGGGUUAAGUGGGCGCAGGAGGUCUGAGAAGCUUAAUAACCCAUAUUGGGAGCGAGAAGGUGUGCCAGUGAUUAAAUGUCAACAAGGAGGUUCUUAAUGGGAGAACAAUUACAGUGACAGUUUCUAUCGUUUGCAACUGUAUAUUGAACUCAGUUUUGAAGUUGUUAGACUUCACUAUGAAUAAAAAUUGAAUUAUUUUUUUUUUUUUUUACUAAA